Molecule: messenger RNA, 1950 nt
Organism: Hippopotamus amphibius kiboko
Lineage: Eukaryota; Metazoa; Chordata; Mammalia; Artiodactyla; Hippopotamidae
Gene: ACBD3
Product: acyl-CoA binding domain containing 3
Exons: 8
Coding region: 56-1642 (528 amino acids)
Cellular component (GO): Golgi membrane
Molecular function (GO): fatty-acyl-CoA binding
Source: RefSeq, a predicted model, not a curated record
GGAAGUCGAUACGUGGCCGCCGCCUGUCCCCGCCGAGGAGGCGCAGCAGGCGGAGAUGGCGGCGGUGCUGAACGCAGAGCGACUCGAGGUCUCAGUCGACGGCCUCACACUAAGCCCGGACUCGGAGGAGCGGCCCGGCGCCGAGGGCGCCCCGCUGCUGCCGCCGCCGCUGCCGCCGCCCUCGCCUCCCGGGUCCGGCCGGGGCCCGGACGCCGCAGGGGAACAGCCGGAGCCCGGGGAGGCGGCGGCUGGGGGUGCGGCGGAGGAGGCGCGGCGGCUGGAGCAGCGCUGGGGCUUCGGCCUGGAGGAGCUGUACGGCCUGGCGCUGCGCUUCUUCAAAGAAAAAGAUGGCAAAGCAUUUCAUCCAACUUAUGAAGAAAAACUGAAGCUUGUGGCACUGCAUAAGCAGGUUCUUAUGGGCCCAUAUAAUCCAGACACUUGUCCUGAGGUUGGAUUCUUUGAUGUGUUGGGGAAUGACAGGAGGAGAGAAUGGGCAGCCCUGGGAAACACGUCUAAAGAGGAUGCCAUGGUAGAGUUUGUCAAGCUCCUGAAUAGGUGUUGCCAUCUCUUUUCAACGUAUGUUGCAUCCCACAAAAUAGAGAAGGAAGAGCAAGAAAAAAAAAGGAAGGAGGAGGAGGAGCGAAGGCGGCGUGAAGAGGAAGAAAGAGAACGUCUGCAAAAGGAGGAAGAGAAACGUAGGAGAGAAGAAGAAGAAAGGCUUAGACGGGAGGAAGAAGAGAGGAGGCGAAUAGAAGAAGAGAGGCUUCGGCUGGAGCAGCAAAAGCAGCAGAUAAUGGCAGCUUUAAACUCGCAGACUGCCGUGCAGUUCCAGCAGUAUGCAGCCCAACAGUAUCCAGGGAACUACGAACAGCAGCAAAUUCUCAUCCGCCAGUUGCAGGAGCAACACUAUCAGCAGUAUAUGCAGCAGUUGUAUCAAGUCCAGCUUGCACAGCAACAGGCAGCACUACAGAAACAACAGGAAGUAGCAGUACCUGGGGCUUCUUUGCCUACAUCAGCAAAAGUGAAUGCAGCUACACCAAGUGAUAUGAUGUCAGUUAAUGGACAGGCCAAAACCCACACUGACAACUCUGAAAAAGAGCUUGAACCAGAAGCUGCAGAAGAAGCCCUGGAGAAUGGACCAAAAGAAUCUCUUCCAGUAAUAGCAGCUCCGUCCAUGUGGACACGACCCCAGAUCAAAGACUUUAAAGAGAAGAUUCGGCAGGAUGCGGAUUCCGUGAUUACAGUGGGCCGAGGAGAAGUGGUCACUGUUCGAGUACCUACCCAUGAAGAAGGAUCGUAUCUGUUUUGGGAAUUUGCUACAGACAAUUAUGACAUUGGGUUUGGGGUGUAUUUUGAAUGGACAGACUCUCCGAACACUGCUGUCAGCGUGCAUGUCAGUGAAUCCAGCGAUGACGACGAGGAGGAGGAAGAAAACAUCACUUCUGAAGAGAAAGCCAAAAAGAAUGCCAACAAGCCUCUGCUGGAUGAGAUUGUGCCUGUGUACCGACGGGACUGUCAUGAAGAGGUGUAUGCCGGCAGCCACCAAUAUCCAGGGAGAGGAGUCUACCUCCUCAAGUUUGACAACUCCUACUCUUUGUGGAGGUCAAAAUCAGUCUACUACAGAGUCUAUUAUACUAGAUAAAGAUGUUACAGACUCUGGAGUCUAGGAUUGGGCAGAAGAUGGCAUUUAAUUUGGAAAUUUCUUUUGACUUUUGUGGAGCAUUGCAGUCUGUGUUUACCCUGUUGAUUUCAGCCUGAUGGUUUGUGACUCUUGUUGGGAAUCAGGAUUUCCUUGAAACUCUUGAGCAUUAGUACUUUGGUUAAAGGGACUCCUCAGACUCAUCCAGCCCUUCGGUGCUGACCAGCAGAGUCACGAGUGGAUGCUGACGUUACAUGAGUUACAUGUUAAAUCUUUAGUCUCCAAAAUAAAACAGCUCAACAUUGACCCCA